AAUCUUUAUAUUAAAACAGAACUGACAUGUUGCUAAUGACUACUUUUACGAAUUAAGAUAGAAAUCUUAUGAAACAAAAAUCUGGUUAUAUUUCCUACUUUUGUAAACAUAAAACGUUAGCAAUAAGACAAGUUUGGAUUCUGAGUUAUUCUUCAAAAUGUGGGCGAUAUUGUUACUCAUUGCUUCUCCAGAAGUAUUGGCAAAUUGCCCACAAAAUUGUGUGUGUAAUAACACAGAAGUUGUGUGUGAAAACUUGCAGAAACUUCCAGUAAGCCUACCAAAGAACAUUAAAAGUUUUACGAGCCGUUCAAAUCUUUUUACAACUGUUCCUGCUGGUUACUUUACGAGAUCACAAUACCCCGAUCUACGAAGUAUUUCAUUCAUCCAAGGUAAAAUUAAGAAGAUCGAAAAAAAUGCAUUUAAAUCCUUGGUAACCAACAUCACCAUCAAACAAAAUAAUUUAACAUCAAUCGAUUCUGAAGUAUUUAACGCACUUUCUUUGUCGUACCUCGAUUUAAGUUUUAACAGUAUUUCAAGCAUCGCGAAAGAUGCAUUCGUACGUUCAAGACAACUGAAGGAGUUAAAUUUACAAGGUAAUCAAAUCAAAUCAAUUGAUGCUCCCAUAUUCGCAAAUGGAAUCAUACAUCGCGUUGACUUAACAGACAAUUUCCUUCCUUGCUCCUGUGUAGUAUCCAGACAAUUGCGGACAACAUUUCAGAGCGUAAACAGUAUCCUUGGAAACUGCAAACAGUAUAAUAACGAAGAGACAUUGUCUCUUGAAGUAAUUAGAAAGGAAACUGGACCGUGCCAAAACGGUACAUGCUCCAACUUAGAUCUAUGUGAUUGUAAGGAUCGCUAUAUUGGCAGACUUUGCGAGAACGUGAAGCCCAUUUGCUACGAAAACGGUCUGUGUGGUAAUAAUGGCCUAUGCAUGGAAUUAGGACCGAAUGAUAAAGUAUGCAAAUGCUUUAAUGGUUAUUCUGGAAAGUUCUGUACUAUAAAACCAACCAACUGUUCUUCAAAACUUUGCAAUGACCAUGGUGCGUGUGUAUGGAACGGGGAUGGAAAUUUUAGUUGCAGUUGUUUUGAGAACUAUUCUGGCGACACGUGUCUUUAUAAAAAUGUAGUGACAGAAGAGAAGAACGGUGCUGUAACUAGUGUCCUGAUUGCUGGCGCUAUUUUUUGUGUGAUUUUACUUCUGUUGAUUGGGAUCUUUUUCGUGAUGCAAAGGAAAUAUCAGAGAAACAACCCAACCGCAUCGAAAGAUUUUGUCAUGAAGAAUAAAGAAGCUGAAGCAACAGAAGAAUAUAGCACAGCGCGAGAUUUGGGUCCAUCGUCCAAGAUACGCGAAUAUGUAUUAUAAACAAGUAAAUUCACCAGAUGCACAACGAAUUCGUUAUCCUUUUGAAUGCACAAUGCUGGAUAUUGAUGAAAAUCAAGUCGACACAGUAAAACAAACCUAGUUAAAUGUAUUUUUUAGGUGAAUGAUUUUUGACAGUUCUUCUUCCGAAUUAUCAAUUUUCUAACCAUUAAGUAGCCAGCUAAAUGAGAUUUUCACAACGGCACAAGCGUAAUACCUCAGAAAAAGGAUUGCUGCACUUUGAUUGGUGCUCCUGAUAAUUAUUCUUUUGUUUUGAUCGUCUGUAAUUUAGUAAUAAAAAAUCUCUCUAUAUCAGAAGCGCGAACUUGAUUGUACCAGUGGACUUUGUUUCAGAUAAAUAUUGUAUCUAACUAAAAAUAACAAUCGAGUUGUUUCUAUCCGUUUUGCAGGGAUCUUUGCGCGUACCUUAUCGGUGAACAAUCCGUCGACUAAAAGUGCCUUUUUGGUGGGUGACACAAAAUUUUUACCGAUGAAAUAAAUGAUUGACAAAUAUUUUCGGCAGUCGAUUAUUUCUAUCCGACCAAUUUUAUCCCCAAGGAGGAUUUCUUGAUAAAUUAAUAUUUUUUGGCCUUAAAUACGUUAAAAGAGAUGAUUCAAAAUGAAUUAUAGAAUCUUCUACUGAGAAACCACCCCUAAUGACAGCGAGUCAAAGUGUCUUCUAGCAAACCAAGAAGUUUCCGGGUUGUACCAUAAUUGAUGAUAAUUCUUAAUAAUUUAUGAUGAUUAAUGAUAAUUGAUGAUAAUUGAUAAUAAUUUAUGAGGAUUAAUGAUAAUUGAUGAAAAUAUAAUGAAAGAUAAUAUCAAAAAAUUCUUUAAUAUACCCAGCCAAAAUAUUUCGUCGGUUAAAAAUUAAGAUCAUUUAACGCCACAAAAUGACCGACGGAUUUUUCACCGAUAUAAGGUAGCUAAAUUUAUUUAAAAUAUGUAGUAUAAUGAAUCAUUUUUUACCUCUAUUUUGAAACACAUACAUUGUUUUGUUCUCGUUUUCCCAUUGAGUGUUUGAUUGAUUGAUUAAUUAGUUGAUUGAUUGAUUGAUUAAUUGGUUAAUUGAUUGAUUGAUUGGAGUCCUAACUUUCUACCAAGAGGAGGGAGUGGGGGAGCGGGGUGGUGACUUCGACGCUUUUAAUAAAUUUUGGCUGUAGAAACAUUUCUAGUCAAUAGAUCUUGCAAACAACUUUCCCGUCCUCCUUAUGCCAUAGCCGC
Messenger RNA from Hydractinia symbiolongicarpus, 2584 nucleotides. Its product is annotated as slit homolog 1 protein-like. Gene Ontology annotation, molecular function: heparin binding; Roundabout binding. The coding region runs from base 158 to 1363 and encodes 401 amino acids. The transcript is spliced from 4 exons. The record is from RefSeq and is a predicted model, not a curated record. Gene Ontology annotation, biological process: axon guidance; negative chemotaxis. NCBI's taxonomy places the organism in Eukaryota, Metazoa, Cnidaria, Hydrozoa, Anthoathecata, Hydractiniidae.